GGGACACCCGCAAAACGGAUACCUCAAAAAGGAAGGAUGUGAAAAAGGAUGGAGGGACGCAGGAAAAGAGGGGGGAAAGGCUGGUGAAAAACAGCACCCUCUCUUAGUGCGAUAUAUAUCUGCCUCCCCCCCUCGGCAGGUUGCCAUGGUCGCGAUACCUACUCUCUCUCUCCUAUUGGUCCUGGCAGAGUGGGCAGGUCUGGUGGACUGCUCCCCCCACCUCCUGCUCCGGCCCAGUCCGCGGGAACGUGAUGCAGGGGCCAUGAUGAACUUCAACAUCGCCGUGAUCCACGCCGGUGCUACGGUGCAGGCCGAGGCGGCGGUGGCGGGGUCUGGGGGAAGGGUGCUCUACCCCGGCUUCGGCCGGGUAUACGGCUCCCUGGGGGAGAGCGUGGUCACCCAGUGGGGCUCUGCUAACGUCAUCUGGCUACAGGUGAAUGACAGUAGUCCUAAGACGGUGCUGUCCCAGCUGUGUGAGCUGCUGGCAGCGCGGCCCCUGCAGGGUCUGGUUUAUGAAGAGGAGAGGCCCCCUCGCACGGCCUGGGGUCCAUUGGCCCCAAUGCUGGAGUUUGUCUCUGCGCAAACAGGACUGCCCAUAGUGGCUGUAGGAGGGGGAGCGGGGCUGGGGAGGAUGCCACAGGAAUCAGGUUCCAUCUUUCUCCAGUUCAGCUCCUCUACUGCCCUCCAAUUAGAGGUCAUCUUUGAGGUGCUGGAGGAGUACGAUUGGACAUCCUUUUCCGUGGUGUGCACGCGUCACCAUGGCUACCAGGACUUCCUGUCUGUAGUGGAGGGCCUGACCGACGGCUCGUUCAUCGGCUGGGAGAAGAAGAGUGUGGUGAUCCUGAACGUGACCGACGACCCUGGGGGGGCACGCACGCGCAGGCUGCUGAAGGAGAACGAGGCGCAGGUACGUUUGCUGUACUGCUCCCAGGAGGAGGCUGAGCUGGUCUUUAAAGCCGCCUGGUCCGCCGGUCAGGCCGGAGCCUCGCACAUGUGGUUCGCGGUGGGGCCGGCUCUCUCAGGUUUGAGCAUGGAGAGCCUGCCUCGGGCUCUGUUUGCCGUGCGGCCCCAGGGCUGGAGGGACGAACCUCGCAGGAGGAUUGCUCGGGGAGUGUCUGUGCUGACUCAUGGGGCAGUGGCCAUGCGCAAGGAUUACGGAACCACGGGUGGGCCGAACUUUGUCACCAACUGCAUGACGGACGCCAAUCAGACCCAGAGACUGCGGGGCAGGAUGAGGUAUUUCGGCAACAUCACACUUGGUGGUCGAGACUAUUCCUUCAAUGGUGACGGUUACCUGUCCAACCCCUUCCUCGAUGUCAUUUCCUGGACACCUGGACGUGGAUGGGAAGAUGUAGGCUGGUGGGAGAACGGCGUGCUGAGGCUUCGAUACCCAGCCUGGUCCCGCUAUGGGCCAUUCCUUAAACCACCUGACGAUGCCCAGCACCUGCGCGUUGUCACGCUGGAGGAAAGGCCAUUUGUCAUUGUGGAGCUGGCAGACGCCGCAUCCGGGACCUGCAUCCGGGACUCAGUGCCCUGCAGACGACCACUUAAUGCCAGUGCCAUCCAUGAAGGUGUGGCUCCCAUGAAGCAGUGCUGCAAGGGCUUCUGCAUUGACAUCCUCAAGAGAUUGGCCAAGAUUGUCGGCUUCACCUAUGACCUUUACUUAGUGACCAAUGGGAAACAUGGGAAGAAAAUUGAAGGGGUUUGGAACGGCAUGAUUGGAGAGGUGGUAUACAAGCGGGCCGACAUGGCCAUUGGCUCGCUGACUAUCAAUGAGGAGAGGUCAGAGGUCGUAGAUUUCUCUGUCCCUUUUGUGGAGACGGGGAUAAGUGUCAUGGUCUCCCGAAGCAACGGAACUGUAUCACCCUCCGCUUUCUUAGAGCCCUACAGUCCAGCGGUGUGGGUGAUGAUGUUCGUCAUGUGCCUGACCGUAGUGGCUGUGACCGUCUUCAUCUUUGAGUUCUUCAGCCCUGUGGGCUACAACCGCAGUCUCCAGAAUGGCAAGAAGGCUGGAGGGUCUACUUUCACCAUAGGAAAGUCUGUAUGGCUUUUGUGGGCUAUUGUCUUCAAUAACUCCGUGCCAGUGGAGAACCCCAGAGGAACCACCAGCAAAAUCAUGGUGCUGAUCUGGGCUUUCUUUGCUGUCAUCUUUCUGGCCUCCUACACUGCUAACCUGGCUGCCUUCAUGAUCCAGGAGGAGUACAUUGACACAGUGUCUGGCCUCUCGGACAAGAAGUUUCAGCAUCCCGAGGAGCAGUACCCACCUCUGAAGUUUGGCACGGUGCCCAAUGGGAGCACAGAAAAAAACAUUCGCUCCAACUACCCAGACAUGCACCAGUACAUGGGCAAAUACAACCAGAGAGGGGUGGAGGAUGCCAUACUGAACCUCAAGACCGGGAAACUGGAUGCUUUUAUUUAUGAUGCUGCAGUAUUGAACUAUAUGGCCAGGAAGGACGAAGGUUGUAAGGUGAUGACCAUAGGCUCGGGGAAGGUUUUUGCCACCACAGGCUACGGUAUCGCCCUGCACAAAAACUCACGCUGGAAACGUCCUCUUGACCUGGCCCUUCUGCAGCUGGUGGGAGAUGAUGAGAUUGAGAUGCUGGAGCGCCUGUGGCUAUCGGGUAUCUGCCAUAAUGACAAAAUUGAGGUGAUGAGCAGUAAACUGGAUAUUGACAACAUGGCUGGGGUCUUCUACAUGCUGCUGGUGGCUAUGGGCCUCAGUUUGCUGGUGUUUGCCUGGGAACAUUUGGUCUACUGGAAGCUUCGCCACUGCAUGGCCACCAGUUCUGGCAAAUUGGACUUUCUCUUGGCAAUCAGCAGGGGCAUGUAUAGCUGCUGUAGCUUUGAGGAUGAAACAGCACCAGGUGGAACUAAAUCUUUGGCCACUCAUCAUCACACGAUGGUCACAGUUCCGUCCCAGCCACAUGUUGUCUCAACAUCUAUGACCAAUCCAGUCAUUGCCAUGGCGCAACAGCAGCAACCACCGCAACAGCAGCAACCACAGCCCGUCUACAAAACACCUCUACCGGGCUCACCUCCCACCGUGGUGCAUUCUGGGACAGCACUGGGUCCCUCCAACACCCCCAUUGCUGGUGCACCCCUCCCUUGCUCCAGCUUCCUGCCCCGGCCAGACCGCAGACUGGCUGUGGUGGAUCGCUGGAGGCUGCCCAAAUCUGCUACAGCCACCAACCCAAUGGCUGUAAGGGGGGCCAUCACUGACAUGGGACCCUUUGCUCAGAAAGUCCCACCAAACUGGGCUCCAACUGCUGGAGGGGGUGGGGGACUUGACGGCUAUAAGAGAUACUAUGGUCCCAUUGACCCUGAGGGACUGGGGCCCUGCAUUGAGCAGCAGGCAGGGUCCCAGACCCCCAAGACUAUGCCCAGGGGCCACCCCCAACCCCCUCCAGCCAGUGUGGCCUUCUAUUCAGAGAAGGGCAUGGACCACGGGGUGGGGAAGAGGGUGGUGGGAGGUGGCAGCGGAGGUCAGGGGAAAGUGGCCAUUAAACCUCUGGGCACUCCGAGAUUGACGCCUAAGAGUCAGGCCCCUCUGCCCCCUACACCCCCGCUGCCACACCCCUCUCCCCCUCUCCCCUCAUCCUUCUGGAGGAAGCGUAGGCCCAAGAAGCCCAAAGAGCCUGGAGGGCCACUGUAUGAGAACAUUCUGCCACUGGGGCAGAGGGGAGGAGCACGAGAUGGAGUGAGAGAGGGAGGAGGGAGGAGGGCACGCCCCCUCUCUCCCCCGCUCUCACUUCCUGUGCCAGUACCCCUCAGCCCCUCUUACACCCCUCCUUCGCCCUCUGCAUCUUUGCACUAUACAUCCUCCUCCUCUUCGUCGACCACCUCAUCCACAUCUUCGUCCUCAUCUGCCUCAUCUUCGCGCUCCACCUCUCCCACCUACUCUUACAGCUCCUCUAGGAGCACACGGGACAGGACUGGAGGAAUAGAUGGAGAGGAUGAUGAUGACGAUGAGGAGCUGACAGAAGAGUCAAGCCUCCUUCUUGGCAGGGGGAGGGAGAGGGAACGCUCAAUCAUUCGGCCUCGUUCCUUCAGCCAUGGACGUCUGCCGCCACCCAUACCCCCCAGGAAACCACGCACAUCCUGGGGUGACAGAGAAAGGGAACGAGAGAGGGAGAGAGGGGGAAGCCAACUGUCUCAGCUCCAAGAGUGGUGGGCAAGCUGGAGUGAGAGAGAGAGGAGUGGAGAGGGUGGAGAUGCUGAGAGGCAAAAAAGGGAAAAGAAGAGGAGAAAAGAGAAGGAGAAAGAGAAGAAGAAGAAGAAAAAGAACAAAAAGAGGAAAAAGAGGGAAGAAAGGGAAAGAGAGCGAGAGAGAGAAAGGAAGCGGCGAAAGGUAAAAAAGAAGAAGAAAAAGGAGCUUAAGACAAAGAAAAGGAAGAAAUCAAUUGGGGGAAGACGCUCUGAGCCAGAAGAGGGAGAUGUAGAGCCAGAGAGGGAAGGGGAGGUAGAAGGAGAGAGGGAAGGAGGAAUAAAAGACUACUCCUUUUCUGCGCAGUAUCGGAGCACAUUUGGGGAGAAGGGACGGGAUUCAUGGGAAGGAGAGAGGGAAAGAGGAAGGAGAGAAGGAGAUGAAGGCAAUGACAGGGAACAGGAGGACAGCAGCAGAAGCAGGGAGAGGCGUCCCAAAUCCUCACGCCCUCAUUCUAGACAUCGUAUCCCCAAUAAGCGUUACCCUAACCUCAACAAACUUCCUGCAUCUGUGAAAUUUUGGGUGAAUGGAAGAGGUGAUGAUUCUAAUACUCCUCCAACAUCCCUUCACCCACUCCUUCCAUCCUCCAAGCGGAGAAGAAGUGGUGGGAUAGAUGACAGUGGGAGAGUCGGAGAGCGGCGUCCUUUGUUAAUGCAUUAUGAAAAAGAGAAAGCACCGACAAGAGAAGGGCUUUCCUUCCCUGAGUGGGACUCUGAGGAUGACGAUGAUAAUGAUGAUGAGGAAGAGGAGGAAAGGGAGAGAGGGCGGGAGCGGGUGGGGGAUAGGGGAAGGAGAGCAGGUAGGGGGGCAGUGUCUGAGUCAGAGAGGGACAGGGCCAGGGCAGAGGACAGUUAUUCAGAUGAGGGCUCGUCAGGGGAGUUUGGUCGUUUUGAAAGAUACUGGGAAGGAGGUCCAGGGGGAAGCAGCACGGGGAUAGGGGGCAUAGGGGGAGGAGGCUGGUUCUUUGGCACCUACCCAUCAAGAGAGAAAGGGGGCAGUAUCAACAGUCGGGAUGAUUCCUUACAAGGAACUCGGGCUGAGGGAUGGAUUGGUGCUGAUUUCUGGGGUUCGGGACCAGGAGUAGGUUGGGGCUCAGGGGGAGGGAGUGGAGGGCUCGGCUCACAGUGGCCGCCACCCCCCGCAGCCUUCCCCCCACCUCGGAGGUACUGGUCUAUGGACAAGAUCCCUGUGAAGGGAGAGAAAAAGUGGAAGAGUGGAGGAGGGAAGAGCAAGGGACGAGCUAGAAACAGAGGGGAAGAAGCAGGACGGGCCACCAUAUGUUCCUGCAGCCUUUACCCCCAACCCCAUCCUUACCCACAUCCCCACAGCCGCUCGCACGCCUCCCACUCCAAGAGAGGAGCCACGGCGCUUUCCCAUAGCCAGGAAGAGCUGAUCCCCCACUGCCACAGCUUCAGCGGUGGCUCUCGUCCCAAGCCUCUGCCCCCGAAACCAGAUCCCAGUCAGGCCAAAUCAGGCAGCCAAUCUAACCUCAGCCUCAGCACACAACCCACAGAGCAUCCACCUCAGCCCUCACCGUCGCCACCCCAGCCGUCCAUGUCUCCCACCUCCCUACCGAUGCCCAUCCCGCCUCCGCCCUCCUCAUCCUCUGUCUCACCACCAGCAGGGGUAGGAAUGGUAGGCCAGGGCCAGGCACAGGCUUCGGCCAGUGCCAAACUCCAGUAUCAGAGACUGCGCUCGGUGCCACAGCCACGGAGGUUCUACUCCCCACACCUGCCACUCAAAGCCAAGAGCCUGUGCUCUCGUCGAGGGUCGGCCCACUUCUCCAGCCUGGAGAGCGAGGUAUGACAGGGGGAGAGGAGAGAGGGAGACGUGGGAGCAAGCACCACUGCUAUUGAGAACCUUGGUGCCAUGGCAGCUGGAGCCAGGAAUGACACCAGAGAUAUUGCUGCCUUGGUGAACAUAGGUAAUCAAUUAGCGACCAUCACUGCGGGAACUAGUAUGGACAGUAGUUCUACUGCUAGCAGUACUCUGUGUGAGAGCAACUCCACCGCCACCCGCUCCAUUGUAAGCGUUCUCGUGAGGGCGACAGUGAGACGCCACACCAGGGUGAGCUACAUCCGUUUGGAUGGUUCCCAUGAUGACGAGAGUGAAGGCGAUACUGCAUCACUGGGGGCGGCAGCUCCUGAACUUUUUCUCCGCUCCGAAUUGAGCUUUGUGAUGUCAUCUUCGGUUCUCCUCCCCUCCCCGAGUCACAACUAUGGAUAAGAGUAGUCUCCAGCUUGUGAGUAAUGAUGUCAUAUUUGUACACACAAACACACACAUGCACGAACACACCCACGUACACACACAGAUAUAUGCUCAAAACGUCUCCCUCCCUCUGGCUUUGAGAACACACCUCGGUGGGAUGUGGAGAGACCCACUCUCUCCCAAAGGAUGCCAGUUUUUACUCAAUAGACUCUGGCUGCCUGUCCUCAUUGGCUGUUGGCUUUUGAACUGGAUUGGUGGACUGCUUCAUAGUCUUGGAGAGACUGCCCCCUCUUCUUCCCUUUUGUAAAUCAGUUGAUAUGAAAAGCAAUGCAGUCAGCUCUCUCAUGCACUCUGUCUGCCUGAUCACCUUUCAGUGGGCAGUGAGGACAGUGCUAAUUAUUAGCCCUUUGUCCUCCUUUGACACCAUCAGACCCAUCUAGCUCUACCCCAGGACCAUCUACGUGAUGUCAUGUUUUACUAGAAACCCUUUUAACCAAUCAGUUUGAACAGGAACCUCCUUCUCCGUCUCCCUGUUGGAGCUUGUCAUGUCACCUCUGUUCCAGCCAGAGCUCGAACACAGUUGAGUAUCAAAGUAUUUGAACAACAAACUGAACUUUAAAAAGAGAAAUAACAAUAACAACAAAAAAAGACAUGUAGCAGAUUUUUUUUUGUCUGUCUCUUCUUUUCUUUCUUACUCAGACUUUUCUCCCCAUGCCCUCUUUUUUAUUCUAUCAAUAUAUUUCUCUCACUGUGUUAGUGUUUUAAUAAAGAGGAGGCUGGAUGUGGCUAGUGUUGGAAGUGGGAAUGAUCCAAUAGCAGUGCCAAAUUUCCACUCAACAGCUUUAAAGCUAGAUCGGUUUCCAAGUAACUUGUUUUCAUAGAUAAAGAACCGUCUUUUAUUUCCACAUGUGAACAACGCAUAAUUCACCAUCAUGUUAGUGGAUCAAGGGGAUGAAUGGUGCAAUAUCUGUAAUUGGCACUAGAUGGCUGCAUAAUAUUCAAGUACGCUUUGGAGAAAAUUGUACAAGAGGCUUGUGGUAAGUUUAAUAACUGUAGCUACAUGAUACAGAGCAAAGGGUGUGCAGCUAUGAACUUUAUUAUUUUUAUAAAAGUGGCCAGUCAGGAUUUAUUCAGAGGAAUUAUUGAAACCAAGUGCAGUGCAUUGUAAACGCUCUCUUAGGAUAUUACUGUAUUUCACUUCUAUAUUGUACCUUGGCAGAGUUUGUAGAUGAUGGAUUAUAUGAAGCACAACAUUCAUUGUAUUUUUCAGACAUCCGUGCCACAGUUGUAACCGCACAAUUUACAGGUAGUAUAAUUUGCUGAUGUGUGGAAAACUAUUCACUUGAUGUUAACUCAUGUUGCUAUUAUGGACAAUAAAAUUCACUGUUACUAAGGUUCAAAUAACAAAGUACCACAGAUGAAUGAGGUAACGAUCUUGUGCUUUGACUAUUUCCUUUCGGCAAAUAAGACUGAACGAUAUACUGUGAAUGUUUAAAGUUCCGAUUUGAGGUGCAUAUAUAAUAGCUGAGACUUGACUGAAUGCAGUCAGUAAUAUGUCCUGUAAUCAAGAUCAUCAGAUGACUGUUUGACUUUGAGCAAUAUUCCCACCUUUAAUGUGACAGCGAUGCAAUGGCACAUCUGUUUGCAUCUGAGACAUUGUAAUUGUUUUUCCUCUAGAUCAUUUGUUUCAGCAAGAGUCAGAUGUUCCACAUCUUCACUGAUUUUCCUUUUCGGGGGAUUGGUUUAAUCUAAUUUGGUCGGAUGUGAUUGUAAUAAAUGAGUUAAAGUCCACAGCACCUGGCUCUGGCUGACCAAUAUGAAUACAAAAUGCUAUGUGUUCAAGGGAGAGUAGUGAACUGUAGCAUUGGACCUUCUGUGA
Anarrhichthys ocellatus (wolf-eel) is the source of this 8291-nucleotide messenger RNA. RefSeq names its product glutamate receptor, ionotropic, N-methyl D-aspartate 2D, b (gene grin2db). The transcript has 16 exons. The coding region runs from base 146 to 6010 and encodes 1954 amino acids. Gene Ontology annotation, biological process: monoatomic ion transport. Gene Ontology annotation, cellular component: membrane. The record is from RefSeq and is a predicted model, not a curated record. NCBI's taxonomy places the organism in Eukaryota, Metazoa, Chordata, Actinopteri, Perciformes, Anarhichadidae. Gene Ontology annotation, molecular function: ligand-gated monoatomic ion channel activity; signaling receptor activity.